Rubroshorea leprosula is the source of this 1831-nucleotide messenger RNA. NCBI's taxonomy places the organism in Eukaryota, Viridiplantae, Streptophyta, Magnoliopsida, Malvales, Dipterocarpaceae. The record is from the annotation of a GenBank genome assembly.
AAUAAAUCUCUAUGCUUCUCUCUUUGCAAUUACUCUUUGAAAGCAUCUGUCUUUAGAAUAUUGAGUAUUGCUGACUUGAGCAUCGGAGUGUUUUCCCCGAGGAAACAUCCUCGGGAUUUUCAGGUGUAGAAGUAGCUAAGGACUUCAACAGUGUUGGACUAUGAAGCUGUCCAAACAUUUGGCGCCGUCUGUGGGAAACUGAACAGGAAGUUGUGUAGCUUAACCUGUUGAAAGGCAAAAUGGUUCGUACUUUUAAUGGAAGUCGCCCUCCAAGAAAUGAAAUGGACGAACAGGAGGACACUCAGCUGUCUAAGCUCGGCUUGAAUGAUUUUAGGCCAAUGCCAAGAAACCUUUUCGUUGGAGGAGCAGAACAGGGUCAACUUAGUGAAACAGAUGAUGAUGAAAGAACACCAACUGGGUAUGCAACUCAGCCAAAACAGUUCCAAAUUCCAACAAGGACAAGGCAAAGACAUCCCAGACCAUACAAUUCACAACAUGAACGACCUGAAAGGUCAACUGAACCUGCUCAGACAACCGAGCUUGAAGAGAGAACCAGAGUUCUCAAAAUGGCAAUGGGUAAAAUCCUUGUCCGCUUGAUCCCCAAUGACCCCCUGAUUCCUUUGUUGAACAGGGAUGCACAGCCAACAGCUGUUGUUGAAACUCGAAACUCCCCUGCCCUGAGUAAUAUAGUAGUGCCGACCAAACCAAGAAGAAGUGGGAAACUAAAUAACGAGCCCAGCUCGUCCAAGUAUAGUGAAGAACUGAUGAGAAAGAACGCAAACCUUGAAAGACAACUGCAGGAUCAUGGUCUGAAAUGUGGCCGGUUCCUAGAUGACCUGCUAGAAAACCCACCAAAGACGUGGAACGAAGUUAAUGACAGGUCGGCUAGCUUCAUAUUGUUAGAAGACUUCCAGUCGUCCAAGCGACGAGUUGAUGACAAACAGAGCAAAAGCAAUGAACAGCUACCAAGAAGAGAGGAAAAGAAAAAGCAAAAAGUCAAUGAGCAAUGGGGGAAGCUAGUUGAAUUCCUGAAAUAUGCUAACUACAUCCCUCUGACCUUGCCAAGAAGAUUGCCAGCACUUAAAGGACGAGCUGGAGUUCUUAGGGGUAUGACCGACCUCAAGGGCAGAGGUACCAGCUCAGCAAUGCACAGGACGUCUAUCAUGAUAAUCAAUAUCCUUCUGAGCAAGGCAGAGCGAACAGGGGCCGCCAGUUCAAUAGGCACAAUAAACAUGAUCUCAAGUGGUAUGCAUUCCAGAGGCCAAAGCGCUCGAGGCCGUAAGGCGUAUACUCGGCAGGUGAUGACCGUUGACAAGAACAGACCUUUGAAGCAGCCAUUCGAGGAGGCGGAGUGGGAGAAUGCGCCCAUCACUUUCAGCCCGGCAGAUUAUAAACAAGCAAACGGAGAGCCCGACGUUAUGAUGCCUCAUGCAGAUCCUUUCGUGGCAACGGUCCAUAUAGGCAAUCAUAAUGUCAACAAGGUCUUCAUUGAUACUGGGCCCAUGUCACGCCCCAAAACCCAAAUCCGGAGACGUGGCAGACGCCGUGCACUCGUGAGACGGGUCCCACAAAUGCACAAGGCUCGGAACUUAUCCAAUUCACACUCUGAUACCAUCAAAAUCUGAAGAUCAAAUCUUUAAAAUUUGCUCUAAUAUCAUAAAAUCUCCAAAUACACUCUAACUUACAAGAUCACGAUUUAUUUCUAAAAUCUAUGUCAAUCUCGAAAUGGCUAGCCUUCUAACUCGUCACUUCCCGUGGUUUCCCCGUCCUCGGUUUCACUUCCUGAAAUGGUGGACAAGGAAAAACUAUGAGAUAAACUCAGUAAGUAAAU